Molecule: messenger RNA, 819 nt
Organism: Ilex paraguariensis (yerba mate)
Lineage: Eukaryota; Viridiplantae; Streptophyta; Magnoliopsida; Aquifoliales; Aquifoliaceae
Source: the annotation of a GenBank genome assembly
AUGGCAUCCAAAAAUUCCUUUCCUCUCUCACUCAAAAGGAAGCUCUCCCUAGUUUUUCUAGCCAUCACAAUCACAUAUGUCACCUCAGCUCGAGUCCUCGACGAGGAAGAACCGCUUGGCCCUGUUGUUGCACCUGUGGCAUCUGAUUCAGUGGACCAACCCGUUUCCGGUGGAACCCCAGCAGGUACUGCCCCAGUUGCUGCACUGGGUGCUGCAGUCCCUGAUGAUCAUACCUUUUCCUUCUUCUUGCAUGACAUACUUGGUGGUACAAACCCCUCAGCUAGAGCUGUGACUGGAAUGGUAGUGAACCCAGCUCUUAAUGGUCAAGUCCCGUUCGCCAAGCCCAACGGUGCUGUCCUCCCAGUUAACAAUGGCGUCCCAGUCAACAACGCCAACAGUGGAGUUAUCAACAACAACAACUUACCCUUCCUCACUGGACUUGGUGGAACUACACCUAAUAAGCUCAUGUUUGGGACAAUAACCGUGUUUGACGAUGAAUUAACCGAAGGGCAUGAUCUCGGUUCUGGUUUGGUUGGUAAAGCACAAGGGUUUUAUAUAGCGAGUUCAGAAGAUGGAACAAGCCAAACCAUGGCGUUCAACGUCAUGUUUACGAGUGGCAGUUACGUUGAUAGUCUCAGCUUCUUCGGUGUCCACCGGACCGCUGUCUCGGAAUCACACCUUGCCAUCAUGGGUGGCACUGGGAAGUAUGUCAAUGCUAAAGGCCAUGCCAUAGUUAAGACCAUUCCGGCAGUGUCCAGCCAGCAUAAUACCGAUGGAGUGGAGACUAUAUUGGAGAUAAUUGUGUAUCUCACUUACUAG